AUGACUCAACUGCAGCUCGACGACUCCAAUGGAGUCUCAAACCCCACCAGUGUUCACAAGUCAAUUGGUACCCAAAAGUCCGCCGUGCUUCAUCGACACCUUCGUCGUGAUUUUCUUAGCGUCGAGCGAGGCGAGGGCAAUUACCUCAUUCUAGAAGAUGGCCGGAAAAUAUUUGAUGCCUCGGGAGGCGCGGCUGUAGCUUGUCUCGGUCAUGGGAAUACUACAGUGAAUCAGGCCAUGGUGGACCAGAUUCAGAAGCUGAGCUAUUGUGCCUCAACGUUCUUCAAAGCACCCGUUGUUGAGCAGGCGGGGCAGGCCAUGAUUGACACAACAGAUGGGCAAAUGACGAGGGCGUACAUUGUGGGCUCCGGCUAG
Diaporthe amygdali is the source of this 375-nucleotide messenger RNA. RefSeq names its product aminotransferase. Gene Ontology annotation, molecular function: pyridoxal phosphate binding; transaminase activity. NCBI's taxonomy places the organism in Eukaryota, Fungi, Ascomycota, Sordariomycetes, Diaporthales, Diaporthaceae. The coding region runs from base 1 to 375 and encodes 124 amino acids. Gene Ontology annotation, cellular component: cytosol. The record is from RefSeq and is a predicted model, not a curated record. The transcript is spliced from 2 exons.